This is a messenger RNA of Onthophagus taurus, 1155 nucleotides long. Lineage: Eukaryota; Metazoa; Arthropoda; Insecta; Coleoptera; Scarabaeidae. The record is from RefSeq and is a predicted model, not a curated record.
GUUUUAAAUCCAAAUGUGUAUAAAGAUUUUGAAGGCAUUUUCGCGUUUAAAUUUCUUCGUCGAGAUGGGUCCGAAGGAGUGUUUACCUUGGAUUUGGUUUCAAAUCCCAAAGGAAACAUCAAAUUUAAUUCUAAUGUUAAACCGGAUGUAACUUUUAUUGUAAAAGACGAUGAUUACAAAGAAAUUUUAAAGGGGAUUUUAAACCCACAAAGAAUUUUAUUAUCAGGAAGAGUGAAGAUUGAAGGUGAUGUUGGAGUCGCUUUAAGAAUGGGGUAUUUUCAGCCCGACCUUUGGGAAAAAUUAGAGGAAUUCGCAUCGAAAUUGUGACGGGAAAUAUUAUAAAUUAAAUUUUAUCGUUUCGUUUUAAUGUUUUCCUGUAAUUAAAACGAUGUUUAUAAAAGCCCUGUUUUAAUUAAAAUCGUUCAGUUUAAAUGUUUAUUGGAUUUCAAAAUAAAAUGAAAACAUUUUUUGUUAUAAUUUUUUUAUUUUCUUUAAUCAUCACGAUGGAAACUUUAAAUCUGUUUCGAAAAAAAGUUGUAAAACUGGAUAAACUCCAAAAUUGCCAAAAAUAUCCAAACGCCCCAAUAAAAUUUACGGAAAAUCACCUCCAAAAACAAAAGAAAAUUUACGUUUUAUCAACAAAAAUCGUAGUGAAACAAACCAUCCCGGCAGACCUAAAAGUAGAUUUAACACUCACGAGAUGUAACACAAAAGAUUCUCCAGAUACUUGCGAAAAUUAUCAAAAAAUAACAAUAAAGAAAAUGUGUGAUUUAAUUCCAGCAAAAAAUAAACCUUGGACACCAUUCAUGGAUAUUAUGACCCCACAAAUGAGUUGUCCGAUUAAAAAGGGAAUUUAUAUAGUCAAAAAUGCAACUUUUGAUGGUGACGCAUUUUCCACACUUCCCAUCGAUGGUUAUUAUUGGAAGGUUGAAGCUAACGUUAAAGAAGGGGUCCAUAAAAGCACAGUUUUGUGUUUAAAUUUGGAAGGACAAAUUGUACCCGUUUAAUACUUGAUAAAAACGUUUAAAAAAACAAAACGAAACAAUAUCACGUCUAUUUUUCAUAAACAAAUACGGAAUUAAAUGAACACAAAAUUUCAAUUCAAUUGAAAUUUGCAAUAAGUGUACCGUGUAUUUAUUUUGAUUUAAUGGAAUA